CGCAUAAAAACCGGUCCAGCCUCUGGCCAGUCACACUUGAACUUUCGCACCCUCUCGGGCCACAUCACCAGAAUGUUGAGAGUAACUAUUGUGGUUUUGGCUUUAACGGCCGCCAAAUCCAUUUCUGCUACGUGCGACAGUGGAGACGACUAUAGCUGCGGAUACACCGAUUCUUGCCUGUCAUGUCCCGAUCUGAAUUCCUUGCUAUGCCAAUGUGGCUCAGGAUACCUUUCCGGUAGCUGUGGAUGCGGCGGUUACGGGACCACACCAUGUAACACCUGUGGGAGCGUUUCCGGUAACUGCGCUUGCACAGGAAGUGGCACAUCCUGCCAAAGCUGCGGGAAUCUUCCCGGUAACUGCGCUUGCUCAGGAAGCAGCACAUGCUGUCAAAGCUGCGGAGGUCUUGGUAACUGCGGCUGUACCAUAACCGAUACGAUUGUACCAGGUUGCAUAAGCUGCGGAGGUACUUCCGGUAACUGUGGAUGCGCCGGAUGCGGAAGUGGGUCAUGCUCCACUAACUGCGGAAGCACAACUAACUGCCCAUGCACCGGAUGUGGAUUAUCCUGUAACAGCUGUGGAAGCACCCCAAGUAACUGCGCGUGUACUAAUUACGGAUGUGGUUCGCCUUGUAGCAGCUGCGGCAUCAUUCCAGGGAACUGUGGGUGUUCCUCUCUCGGAAGCUGCGGAAGUUGCGGACCGGUGAAUUUCGGUUGCGGAAACUGCCCGAGCGGAACCUGUGGUACCUGUACCACAGGUACCCCCUGCAGUACCUGCGGAUACAGAGUCAUACCAGCCGUAUACGGUGGUCCUUGUAACGGCGGAUAUGGCGGCUACGGUUACUGCGGCAGUUACGGCCGGCCCGGUUGCUGUAAAUUACCUCCUAUCUUGUAUCCGUUAGUCGUUACACCGAGUGGAGUCAGUUAUGGCGGAAAUACCGGAUGCUGUACCUGCAGCACCGGAGGCUGUGCUGCCGGUGGUACAUGUAAUACCGCAGGUUGUACUACAGGCAGCAACACCGGAACCAGUACCACAGGCACUACCACAAGCUGUCCCUCAUGCUCUUCCUCAGGCUGUUCCUCAAGCUGUGCGUCGGGCUGUUCUUCAACUUGUGCGUCGGGCUGUUCUUCAACUUGUGCGUCGGGCUGUCCCACUUGCAGUAACACAUGUGGCACAAGCUGCGGCGGAGGCUGCUGUGGAGGAUGUAACCGUUGUACUCAAGGUUGUUGCGGUAUUGCUUGCGGCAAUACUCCAGCCUGUUCCGGUACUUUCAUAGGACUUGUCGCCCCCGGUACAGACCUUGGAAGCAGUACCACUGGUUGUGCCACAGGCUGCUCCACAGGCUGUUCCACAGGCUGUUCCACAGGCUGUUCCACAGGCACCACCACGAGCUGUCCCACAAGCUGUGCUUUAGGCUCUUCCACUUGCAGUAGCACAGGUUGUCUAAGUUGCACUGGAGGUUCUACUUGUUCCAGCGGAUGCAGUGCUACAUGUGAUAGCACAGGUACUGCCACGAGCUAUUCCUUAGACUCUACCUUAGGCAGUGCUACUGACAAUGCCGUAGAUAUCGAUGUAGAUGUAACUACGUAGGCAAUGAGGUGGGUUCAAGACUAAACCGAACAAAACCAUUCUGUCGUAAAUAGGGCUAGCGUUCCCUAUUUACAGACAAGAAUGGCAAUGUCUUGUGAUUUUGUAUUUUAAAAUUAACCUACUAGAAUUUUGAAAAUGAAACUAAAAUCUACCCUGAAAGAAAUUUGUCCAAAUUUUAUGCAUAAGAAAUACAUUUUGAAUGUGUGUCUGAAA
Bemisia tabaci is the source of this 1800-nucleotide messenger RNA. The record is from RefSeq and is a predicted model, not a curated record. Lineage: Eukaryota; Metazoa; Arthropoda; Insecta; Hemiptera; Aleyrodidae.